CCCCUCCCCCUUGUAAGGACCGUGUCACCCCCGGAGCAGGAAUCACAGAGCCGUGUAACCCAGGCAGCAGCAACAACAGGGAGGGCGAGGGGAGCUACAGUCAGGCUCCGGCAGGGUGAGAGGAGGAGGAGUAUAUUCAUGUGAAGGCAGAAAGCCCAGGGGGACACGCAAGGACAGCAGAGGGCAGCCUGGCCAGAGAAACAAGCCACAAGCACAUGGCACUGGAGCUCAGCCCUAGACCCUUCUCAUUGGCGUGAUCUGCCUGACCCCCUCCUCCCCGCUCUUAUACUACUACACGGCGCUUGCACGGAACUGCCCGGGGGGAACCUGGACAGUAAUGCCCCAGUGAGUGCUUGUUCUGCCCGCUGCCUGCCCGGCCCCGUAUCCGAGGGGAAAGAUGCUGUCCUUGUGGGCGCUGGAUGUGAGUGUGGAGGGUGUGCAGAAGAGGAGGAACCCAUCCAAGCACUAUAUUCAAGCUCUCCCUUCUGGCUUGAGCUGCCUUUUUAAUUACCCACCUGAGAUGCCUCAAGUAAACCUAAAACAGCCGGAACCACUCUGUUAGGAACCUGGGAGAUAUGUAAGCUCAGUCCUAGACUUUCCCAUGUAUCCUGAUAGUGACCUCACCACAAUACAGGUAUAUAUCAUCAAAGUUACGUGGUCAGACUCAACAUCUCAAGUUAUUUAUAGAAGAUACAGCAAAUUCUUUGACCUCCAGAUGCAAGUGUUGGAUAAGUUUCCCAUUGAAGCUGGACAAAAAGACCCAAAGCAGAGAAUAAUCCCCUUCCUUCCAGGUAAGAUUCUCUUUCGGAGGAGCCAUAUUCGAGAUGUUGCAGUGAAGAGGCUGAAACCUAUUGAUGAAUACUGCCGGGCUCUGGUCAAGUUGCCAGCUCAUAUAUCACGGUGUGAAGAAGUCUUAAGAUUCUUUGAGGCUCGGCCAGAUGACCUGGAUCCUCCAAAGGAGGAUUAUGGAUCCUCCAAGAGAAAAUCAGCUCUGUCUUCUUUUCAAGUUUGGAUGUCCAGUUUGUGUGAGAUCCCUAAGGCUGACACAAGAGGUGCUGACGGGAACUCCGAGCCCAUCAUCCUGGACCAGUACGUGGUGGUGUCCAACUACGAGAAGCAGGAAAACUCUGAGAUCAGCCUGAAAGCUGGAGAACUGGUGGAUGUCAUUGAGAAGAGCGAAAGCGGAUGGUGGUUUGUCAGCACAACAGAGGAGCAAGGAUGGGUGCCUGCUACCUACCUAGAUUCCCAGACUGGAACCAAAGAUGACUCUGAAAUUAAUACUUCCAAAUCAGGAGACGUAACUAAGAGGCGCAAGGCUCAUCUACGGCGCUUGGACCGGCGAUGGACUCUGGGUGGCAUUGUCAACAGGCAACAAAGCCGAGAAGAAAAGUACGUCACUGUGCAACCCUAUACGAGCCAAGGGAAAGAUGAGAUUGGCUUUGAGAAAGGCGACACGGUAGAAGUUAUCCAGAAGAAUCUGGAGGGCUGGUGGUUUAUAAGGUACCAAGGCAAGGAGGGCUGGGCUCCAGCCUCCUAUCUGAAAAAGGCCAAAGAUGACAUCCCAUGCCGUAAAAAGAAUUUGACUGGUCCAGUUGAGAUUAUAGGAAACAUCAUGGAAAUUAGUAACCUCCUAAACAAAAAGAGUCCCAAUGACAAAGAGAGCCAGGGAGGGAAUGACUCAGAAGAACAAACCAUAAGCAAGAAAGAAAUCAGCUUGCCGAUCCUGUGUAAUGACUCCAAUGGUAACUCUAUGAUGUCCUCAGACAAGCAGAUAUCAAAGGUGACCCCGGGUUCCCCUGCUGUGGCAAGGAUCGCUCCACAAAGAAGCGAAAUAAGUUCUCCAAACUUACGAAUGAAGCCUCCCCCUCGCAGAGAAUCUAGUUUGGGUUUCCAGCUACCCCAGCCCCCUGAAGCUCCUUCGGUAGAAGUAGAAUAUUACACUAUUGCAGAGUUCCAGUCUUGCAUAUCUGAUGGCAUUAGUUUUCAUGGCGGUCAAAAAGCUGAGGUGAUUGACAAGAACUCAGGUGGUUGGUGGUAUGUUCAGAUUGGUGAAAAAGAAGGAUGGGCUCCAUCAUCUUAUAUCGACAAAAGAAAGAAACCAAACUUGAACAGGAGGACAAGCACAUUAACAAGACCCAAGGUUCCUCCUCCUGCACCACCAGUUAAACAAAAAGAUUCAACAGAAGGUGUUAGUCCCUUAACUUGCACUUCCACUGAACUCAAAGAGUCUCCAUCAAAACAAAUAUACGAGGAGCCUGAAUAUGAUGUGCCUGCAUUUGGAUUUGAUUUAGAAGUAGAACUUAAUGUUUCAAACAAGAGUCAUGGAGAUGAUCUUAUCCAUGAAAAUAUGUUCCAGCCAUCUAGACCUUCUCCUAUGUCUUCUCUGCAAAGGCCAAAAUUUAGAGUUGGUGAGUUUACUGAAGAUGUAACUAAUGAAGAGGAGACAAUUUAUGAAAAUGAGGGGUUUAGACCAUUUGCUGAAGAGGCUGUGUCAAAUAAGGAGUCAAGUGGUGACUCUGAUUCACAAAAGAGCUCUGUAAUAAUACAAAGAAAUUCUCCCACUGCAAUAUCUUCAAAACCUCCUCUCCUAAAGUCUAAGUCUGAAAGAAAUGCCCAACAAGAAACAAAAAAUGUCUCUUUUUCAACAAGCGAGGAGAUAAAACCCAGGUCAUCUUCAGAUGUUGGUGUACGUACUGUACCAAAGGUCAGUACAAAGAAAGAUGCUGAGCAAAAACAGGCAGUUGUCCCUUCAACAAAAGCAAAGCCAACAGUAAGACCAAAGCCUUUCUUAAGUAAAGCUGACUCCCAAGCCCAAGAUAAAAUGGACAUAAGCAGUUUGAGGCGUCAACUGAGACCAACAGGUCAACUCAGAAGUGGGCUUAAAGGUUCGAAAAGUGAGGAGUCAGAAAACCCACCAAAGGCAGCUUUAGAAAGUGUUGAUAACAAACCGAGAAGACGAUCUGUGGAUCUUACUUCCAAUACUUCUCAGUCUAUGACUUCAUCUAACAAUGACAAAAGUGAGGAAGGCAUUGAUCAAAAGAAUAUUUAUACCGCAACAAGCACCUAUCAGAAAGUUUUAGAUUCAGAAAUCAGUUUCCCUGUAGGAGCAAAAGUAGAAGUUCUGGAAAGACAAAACAGUGGGUGGUGGUAUAUUAAGUACAAAGAUUCUGAAGGAUGGGCACCUUCACACUUUUUAGAGCAGGUGGAUAAUAAAAAGGCAGAUACCUCAACAGCUGAUUCUGAAUCAACCAAAACUAAAAAGAAUGAAAAUAAGUCAAAUAGCUUGGAGAAGAUUGAAAAACGAGUGCAAGCUUUAAACACUAUUAACCAAAGCAAACGAGCAACACCUCCUGUUCCUUCUAGACCACCAGGUGGAUUUUCCAGACCUCCAGGACCAGCAAGCAAUGUUGUGAAGUUGAGAAAUGGAGUAAAGCAAGUUACUGUAAGGCCUCAGUCUGUGUUUGUUUCUGCGCCUCCAAAGGAUAAUAAUAUUUCUUGCAAUUUGCGCAGAAAUGAAUCAUUGUCGGCCACAGACCACUUGAGAUCAGUUCGGCGAAAUUUAUCCUUUAACACUGUCCGCUCCCAGCCAAAUCAGACAAAAAUAAGUUCUUCUGCUAAACCGGAUAUAGAUAUGUCAGAAUCUGAAACAUCCAUCAGGUCUUCUCAAAAGAACGGCAUACCUGUGUCCACUGUUCGGCCAAAGCCAAUUGAGAAGUCUCAGUUCAUUCACAAUAAUCUCAAAGAUAUAUAUCUCUCUAUUGCAGACUAUGAAGGAGAUGAUGAGACUGUAGGGUUUCAGGAAGGGGUUUCAAUGGAAGUCCUGGAGAAAAACCCAAACGGUUGGUGGUACUGCCAAAUCCUUGAUGUGGGGAAACCGUUUAAAGGCUGGGUACCUUCAAAUUAUCUGGAGAAAAAGAACUAGUGUGACAGUCCAAUAUAUGUAUUAUAUUGAGAACUUGAGAAGUUUUUUUUAUAAGGUCUAUAUUGUUGGGAAAAAAACAUGAUUUAUACAAGAUGAGGGCCACCAGCUGAGGAAUAUAUUUGUAAGAAACACAGGGUAUGAGAUAUAGUCUCGACUACAAAAUUUGAGUGCCUUCACUUUCAGGUCUGAAACACUACAGAAUGUUUAGAAUUGUUAAGGACGUUUUUUUUGGUGAACUCAAGAGAAAUGUCAACAAGAAUGAUAAUAAAGUAUGUUUCUUACCAAGCAAGGGAAUAAUUGCAGAAAAAGAUACAUUGGGCACAGAUUGCAUGAUAUCCUUAUAGAAUACUUCCACUUCAUCUAAUUUUCCCUUUUUUUCUCAAAUAUACAUGCAUUUGUUUCAGGUUUUUUUUAUAGGUUUUGAGGAUUAUGGGAUAAUUUAUAUUCUUAUUAGAGCAAACAUUGCACGUGUGUCUCUUAUUUGUCAUUCAAGCAGUCUGUCUUUGGUAAGGCUCUCUCCUAAUUUUUUUAUGGGUUAAUUCAAUAAUUUAAGGCAGUCAACUGCUUGAUAAUCAGAAAAGUCCUUAACCAACCAACCUUAAUCAUAUGUGCAGACAUUAGCACUUCCAACUAAACUGUGUCUGUUUUCCCUUCGACGUUCACAUGCAUAGUGUCCUCUAACCACCUCUGCCUUGUAUAUAGACAUUCUUUGGACACAAAUUAUUUUAUAUCCAGAAAGAUGUGCCAUGGAAUGAGUGCAUUGUUGACUGCCUUGUUUACAGAAUUUACCAAUGAUUUACAAUCUGUAGAAUUUUCAUUUGUAUAUAUUGUCUUUUUUUUUUUUUAAUUCUUUUGUUUUUCCAGAACACGUGAUCUAAAAUUAGUUGACAUUUAACAUAGCAAUGCAAAACAUAUUAACAUGCACUUCUGCUGAAAGGAGACCCAUAUCAUUAACCUGGUUUCAGCAUUUUGGGUGGUUACACCUUAAAAAAAAAAAAAAACUUACAAAAGAUUGUCUUUGUGAGUAUAUAAA
Xenopus laevis (African clawed frog) is the source of this 4955-nucleotide messenger RNA. It is a transcript of the gene sh3pxd2a.L, whose product is annotated as SH3 and PX domains 2A L homeolog. Lineage: Eukaryota; Metazoa; Chordata; Amphibia; Anura; Pipidae. Gene Ontology annotation, molecular function: phosphatidylinositol binding; superoxide-generating NADPH oxidase activator activity. Bases 602 to 3922 code for a protein of 1106 amino acids. Gene Ontology annotation, cellular component: podosome; cytoplasm. Gene Ontology annotation, biological process: superoxide anion generation. The transcript is spliced from 17 exons. The record is from RefSeq and is a predicted model, not a curated record.